UAGUGUGAAUGGAAUUGUAUUGUAUUGUAUGGGGUGGAUCCAUGUAGUUAAUUAUGUAGGCUAGUGCUAGUCGUCUGCUGUAUCACCCCUGAGUCGCAAGAUACGGUUUAUGCGAUUGGGCACGACUGGGAGAGCACCCUCACGCUGGAUGUCCCACGGACAGGCAGCCCCAACGACCCACACACGACGGCACUAACGAAAGAGAACUGUGCGCAAUUCAGCCGACCGUCCACCCUUUGGGCUCCCAGUAUCCGCAUCAGGAUCGGCCCUUUCGGGGGUAUGUGGCGACCGCCAGAGCCUCGAGUUCGUUCGUUACUCAAGUGCGUCACGGGACAUCCCGAGCCUGACUUGAUUAGAUGUGAUUUCCAUCGUAACAGCAUCCGUAUUACGGACCGUGCCUAUCCGUGCACGCCAAAUGAAAGAGCCUGAUGAUCCAUGGAAACUUCAGCUAUCACAUUUACAUACAUACGGCUUGGCCGCACACGCUUCACACCCCCCUCUCCCCCCGCGACUGUCUUGACGACUCCGAGCGCGGGAUCUGGCAGGCCAACUACGUUCAUGAUCAAUGAGCAACGUAGUCCAGUUCUCGGUCGACGAUUCUAGCCCCACCAUCUCUUACUUUCCCUUCGGCGACACCUUGACUGGUUCCCCGGAUCUCACUGCUGGCUGGAAUCCUUCCAGAGGAGGUGAUUUGGGGCUUUCAGAUCUCGCUUCCGGUGCGGGUUCGGGGAAGAGUCUGCAUGUGACGAGUCUCGACGGAGCGGCGUUCCAGGUUUCGUGGAAAGGCACUGGCAUCACACUUUAUGGAAACGCCACACAUUCGACGUACACUAUCGCGGUCGACGGGAGCACUCUGGAUGCAUCCUCCUCCGCCGACCUCGCCAACGGCGUCCUCGCAAGCAUCGGCCACCUUCCGGACCUCGAGCACACACUCAGGCUGGUGGUGCACGCGCAGGACACGACCGCGAUCGUCGAAUUUGAUCGCGCAGAGAUCUCGGCACCCGUGUCCCCCGCGAACAUCUCGACCUCGAGCCUGUCUGACCAGUUUCUGGACGACACGACCGAUUUCGCGUUCCACGGGCAAUGGUCCUUUGCGAAUGGCUCCCACCAAUCUACCACCGCGGGAGACAGUGUUUCGAUUGGCUUCAAGGGAACGACUUUGGUGCUCACCGGCUCGACAUCGCCUCUUGCGGGACGAUACUCUGUGACGUUGGAUGGCAAUUUAACCACCUCCUACUCUGCUCAGUCCUCGUUGACUGACGGAAACUCUAUUCUAUAUUACGCGUCGGGACUGGAUGCCACUGUUGCGCAUAAUGUGCAAGUUGUGAACACGCAAGGUUCGGCACUGGUGCUGCAGGCUCAUGGAGCGCAGGUGUUCGGGAUCUCUGGCAGUGGGACUGAGACCAACAGCUCCUCGCCAGUUAUGGUCCUGUCAACCAAGGCAGAAUCCGAUUUAUCCAGUGGGACUAUCGCUGCUCUCGUGCUAGCCGGAAUCCUGCUCUUUUUUAUCAUCACCCUUACAGCGCUCUAUUUUAUGAUAUAUCGCCCUAUGCGUCGGCGACAGACACAAGCCAAGGCUGUUCCUGACCAGGAAACCGCCAGCGUUCUCGUCCUCGAUAUCACACGACCCGGUUUUCUCAAGAAGUCUUUCUCGUACGAAGAUGAAUCGAUCAUCGAGGCGGGGCCGUCUAGGCGGAGUGGAUUUCUAAGGUGGAAGGAGGACGUCGAGGGCGGGUUGGGCAGCUUGGGGCGGGGUGCCCUGGGGAUUGUGUUCCGGCACUCCGAUUCGUCGGGAUCGAGACGCCCGUCGGCAGCUGGAACGCUCUCGUCUCGCGGCCGAGAAUCUUCGUCCGAAGGCCCCAAAAGCACGGCAUCUUCGGGCCAUGCCAGCAAGGGGAAGGGACGUGAGACCGGCAAAUGGAGUUGGGGCAGGGAGAAACCGCUUCCAGCGCGAUCGCUCGUACAGCUCCCGCCAGACCCUGCACGGGAAUCCCAUCUAGCUCCGUCGGGGAUAUCCUCGCUCUCGUACUUGACGGGUCCUAUCUCGCCCAUUCCAGCAGUCGUUCCGCCAGACUACCGCGCGUCAUUGCCCCUCGCAGUGCCGCAACCGCCGUCACCACCGGCCGCAUCCCCCGGACUCGACGACCGAGGGAGCGUCCGACAGGUCGACGCGGAUGACCACCAGAGUGUUCUGGGCGACGGCACUGCGCGAAUUGCCCUGCGGAGCCUGAGUCCACGGACCAGCGAGACCCUGGACGCUGUCGCUCCCGCCGCCAAACCACGCAAGAAGAGGCGCAGGAAGGACAGCGACGGCCUCGCAGCGGACACUCCCACGGUCGCCCUGCGGACGACCAGUCCCUUCCACGUCGACUUUGACGGGGGCGACGAACGUCGGAAAUCGAACCAGUCGCGUGUGCGCUUUUUUUCGAAACAGAAGGGGGACUCGUCCAGCGAGAGCCAGGGCCGCACGCGAAACAAGGGCCGCCGCCGCCGCCUGCACGCGCUCGAGGCGUCGUUCCUCGACUUCGCCAGCUCGUCGGACGGGUCGACGAUGACGCGCUCGAUCGACCAUUCGUCCUCGUCGUUUUCCGCCGGCCCGGCGUCGCACUGGAGCAUCGGCGGUGCAUCGAGCAGCAUGCUCCCGACCGCCCCGCCGCAGACGCAGACGCAGACGCAGGGGCUGACUUCGCGAUGGAGCGCGACGACGGCCGCGCCGAGCACCGAGGCGGCCGGCGCAACCGCCGAUUCAUCCGCCGACUCGUUUCCGUUCCCCGUGUCGAUGCCGGGGUCGCCCGAGGGGCAGCGUCUGAGCAGCCUCAACGCGCACCCGUAUGGCUUGGGCAGCGACGAUGUGACGUCGCUGGCGGACAGCCUUCCCGUGUCCAUUUCUGAGAUCUGCUUCAGGCCCGGGCAUGCCAGCAGCAGUGUUGGACACCCGCCGUUGCCUGAGGCACCGCAGCCCCCGGGCUCGUCGUUCAUUGUGCAGCGGGUCCUGGGGGCGUCGUUCCUGCCCAGCGCAAGCUCGGCGCCUAAUCGGAUAUAGCCGCCACCCUCCUUGUUUCUAUGAUCAUCCUGGGACUUGAGUAUUGUACUGCUAGGACUUUAUUGUGUACGACUAGUGUACGGAAAGGACACAUCAG
Molecule: messenger RNA, 3140 nt
Organism: Mycena citricolor
Lineage: Eukaryota; Fungi; Basidiomycota; Agaricomycetes; Agaricales; Mycenaceae
Source: the annotation of a GenBank genome assembly